Molecule: messenger RNA, 321 nt
Organism: Vanderwaltozyma polyspora DSM 70294
Lineage: Eukaryota; Fungi; Ascomycota; Saccharomycetes; Saccharomycetales; Saccharomycetaceae
Gene: RPP1A
Product: ribosomal protein P1
Exons: 1
Coding region: 1-321 (106 amino acids)
Biological process (GO): cytoplasmic translation; translational elongation
Cellular component (GO): cytosolic large ribosomal subunit; ribosome
Molecular function (GO): ribonucleoprotein complex binding; structural constituent of ribosome; protein kinase activator activity
Source: RefSeq, a predicted model, not a curated record
AUGUCUACUGAAACUGCUUUGGCUUACGCUGCUUUAAUCUUAGCUGACUCUGAAAUUGAAAUUUCUUCUGACAACUUGUUGGCUUUAACCAAUGCUGCCAACUUACCAAUUGAAGGUAUUUGGGCUGAUAUCUUUGCCAAGGCUUUGGAAUCCCAAGACUUGAAACAAUUAUUGGUUAACUUCAGUGCUGGUGCUUCCGCUCCAGUUGCUGGUGUUGCUGGUGCUGUUGGUGGUGCUGCUGCUGCCGGUGAAGAAGCCAAGGAAGAAGAAGAAGCCAAGGAAGAAUCCGAUGAUGACAUGGGUUUCGGUUUGUUCGAUUAA